Physeter macrocephalus (sperm whale) is the source of this 957-nucleotide messenger RNA. Its product is annotated as olfactory receptor 10G2-like. Gene Ontology annotation, biological process: G protein-coupled receptor signaling pathway. NCBI's taxonomy places the organism in Eukaryota, Metazoa, Chordata, Mammalia, Artiodactyla, Physeteridae. Gene Ontology annotation, molecular function: olfactory receptor activity; G protein-coupled receptor activity. The record is from RefSeq and is a predicted model, not a curated record. Gene Ontology annotation, cellular component: membrane.
AUGGGGAAGACCAAAAACACAUCCCUGGACACUGUAGUGACAGAUUUCGUUUUCCUGGGCUUAUCUCACCCCCCAAGUCUGAGGACACUUCUCUUCCUGGUCUUCUUCAUCAUCUACAUCCUGACUCAGCUGGGGAACCUGAUCAUUUUGCUCAGGGCUGACCCAAAGCUCCACGCUUGCCCCAUGUACAUGCUUCUGGGUGUGCUCUCAUUCCUGCACAUGUGGCUCUCCUCAGUUAUCGUUCCCCAGCUAAUAUUGGACUUUACUCCCGCCAGCAAGAGAAUCCCAUUUGGUGGUUGUGUGGCUCAACUGUAUUUCUUUCAUUUCCUGGGCAGCACUCAGUGCUUCCUCUACACCUUGAUGACCUACGACAGGUACCUGGCAAUAUGCCAACCCCUGCGCUACCCCGUAAUCAUGAAUGGGAGAUUAUGCACCACCCUUGUGGCUGGAGCAUGGGUGGCCGGCUCCAUUCAUGCGUCCAUCCAGGCCACCCUCACCUUCCACCUGCCCUACUGUGGGCCCAACCAGGUGGAUUACUUUAUCUGUGACAUCCCUGCAGUAUUUUGACUGGCCUGUGCUGACACAACUGUCAAUGAGCUUGUGACCUUUGUAGACAUUGAGGUAGUGGCUGCCAGUUGCUUCGUGUUAAUUCUUCUCUCCUAUGCCAAUGUAGUCCAUGCCAUCCUGCAGAUACGCACUGCUGAUGGGCGGUGCCGAGCCUUCUCCACCUGUGGCUCCCACCUAACUGUGGUCACAAUCUACUAUGUCCCCUGUAUUUUCAUUUACCUUCGGGCUGGCUCCAAGAGUCCCCUGGAUGGGGCAAUGGCUGUGUUUUACACUAUUGUCACUCCAUUACUGAACCCCCUCAUCUAUACACUGAGGAACCAGGAAGUGAAGUCUGCUCUGAAGAGAACAGCGGGAGGUAGAGGGGCUGGGAGUGAAAAUAAGUACCUAUAG